GCUUACCAAAAAUUAGCCAAAUCAGGAAAAUUGGUUCAAAUCGAAAAAGAACCUGCCUUCUAUUUGUAGGUAGCCAACCUGGAAAAUCCAUGGAAGUUUGGCAAUGGACGCCCACAUGGAAUUGUAAAGCCUUUUCAUAUAUUUUGAGCAUUUCAAAGCAUCCAAUUAAUACCUACAAUCCGGGCGAAGUAUCCUCCCCUCCAUGGCUGCUUCCUACUCAGGCAUUUCCCAAUCCUCUGAUUCUCUUUCCUCCAUUUUCACUAUCCUCCAUCACCGCCAUCUUUUUUUCAACCUUUCCUCCACUGGGUUUUGCAUGCCCUAGUAAGCUAGCUAGGGUUUUCUCAAUUGAGUCGCAUGCAUGUCUUUGACCGUCGAAGGUGUAUUGCAUUUUUUCUUUAGAUUUAGACAAGAGAGGGAAAGAUAGAUAAAGAUGUUGCAUAGAGCAGCAAGCAAUGCAUAUUCAUGGUGGUGGGCAAGCCACGUAAGGACAAAACAGUCAAAAUGGCUGGAAGAAAACCUCCAAGAUAUGGAGGAGAAGGUGACUAUCACACUCAAAAUCGUUGAUGAUGAUGGGGACUCCUUUGCACAGAGAGCAGAGAUGUAUUACAGGAAAAGGCCAGAGCUGAUAAACUUCAUUGAAGACUCAUUUCGAGCGUAUCGAGCUUUAGCAGAGAGAUAUGAUAGCCUUUCACGCGAGCUUCAAAGUGCCAACCGCACCAUUGCAACAGUUUUUCCAGAAAGAGUUCAGUAUGCAAUGGCUGAUGAUGAAGAAGAAAAUUCUUCUGAAACAUCUACUUCUUCUGGUGGUCCCAACAAACCCACCGAAGGUUCUCCAUCCGACUCCAAAUCUACCAUCCCAAAAGUCCCGAAGAUUCCGAAGAAGGAUUUCAGAAGCCCAUCCAGGUUGACGUCAAGGAAGGGGUAUGAACCACUUAAAAGAAUGGCUAGCUCUGCUAAGACUGCCGCUAUUCCAAUUUCAGGGCUGAACAAAACAGAGGCACUCCAAGAAAUUGAUAAGCUUCAGAAAGGAAUUUUGGCACUGCAAACGGAAAAGGAGUUUGUUAAAUGCAUGUAUGAGCAUGGAUAUCAAAAGUACUGGGAUAUUGAGAAUCAAAUCACUGAAAUGCAAAAAAAAGUUAGCAGUUUACAAGAUGAGUUUGGAAUUGGGACAAUAAUUGAAGAUAACGAAGCUCGAACAUUGAUGGCGGCCACUGCUAUGAAAUCAUGCCAAGAGACUUUGGUUAAGUUGCAAGAGAAGCAAGGGCAAUCAGAGGAAGAGACAAGAGUAGAGAACCGAAGAAUCAACGAAGCCCACGAAAAGUUUGAGACCAUCAAAGAUGAAUUUCUUUCGAAACACAAACGAACAGAGGAAUUCGAGUUGCUGGAUGGAGAGAUUUCCAGCAAAGCACUGGAAAAACAUGAACACGAUUGCGAAAUGUUAAGGAAGACGAUUAUGGAACAGCUUGAAAUGAAUUCUUCAAACUCUCCCAUCACUGUGACAGAAAUGGCAGAGAAAAUUGAUGAACUGGUAAACAAAGUUGUUAUUCUGGAAACUUCAGUAUCUUCUCAGUCUUCUCUGGUAAAAAGAUUAAGAUCAGAAACAGAUGAAUUGCACGCCCACAUUCGAAGCCUGGAGGAGGAGAAGGAGACUCUGAUGGAAAGUUCAGAACGUAUGAGCAAGAAGCUACAAGAGUUGGAGGAAGAGUUGCGGAGGGUGAAAAUUCUCAACCGCAACGUUGAAGAUGAAAAUAACAACCUCCGAACACAUUUUACAGAAGCCAGUUGUAAUCUUGAUCAUCUUUCUGACAAAUUGCAGACUGUGAAGCAGGAUGAGGAGGUUGAUGAGCAUAGAAGACUGUUCCAGAAAGUAAGAGCAGUUCCUGAUCAUGCUAAACCAGACAUGGAGUCUGGAGAAGAUAAAAGCAAGCAUGCUUCUGAUGAUGAAUAUUCAGUCUCGAAAGAAGUCAUAAAGAAGGAAGAGGAAGAGAAGAAAGAUGAGGAAAGCUUCGGUCUUAUGAGUGAAAAAUCUCAUGAACCAAUUCAUAACCAGGAAGAAGAAGAAGAAGAAGAAGGGAAGGAAGAAUUAUCUGAGAUGGUAGACAAUGAUGUUGAUGGAAAGCAACAGGAACUGGAAGAAGAGAAAGAAGAAGAAAAUCAACCAAACUGGAGGCAAAUGUUCCUCAAAGGAUUAGAGGAUAGAGAAAAGAUUCUGCUGGAGGAGUAUACCUCUGUUCUUCAGGAUUACAAGGAAGUAAGGAAGAAGCUGAGUGAAGUAGAAAACAAGAACAGAGAUGGCAUAUUUGAAUUGGCAAUGCAAGUAAGAGAUCUAAAGCAUCAUAUCGCUACAAAGGACGAGGAAAUCAAAUGCUUACAACACAAAGCCAACUUCCAGCAAGCAUCAAAUCCAGAUGAAAGUCCAUCUGCUUGUUCUACAGAAUAUAAAUACGCGAAUCUUGAACCCCAAUCAGCUCAUUCACCAUACCAUCAUGGGAGUCCAUCUCUAAAUUUGGAUGAGUCCAUUUACCAGGCUGGUGAACAUGAAAAGUUCACAGUAUCACCGCCAAUGAAGGAUCAGAAAAUAACCAAGAAAAAGCGGAUUCCUAAGUCCCAUACUGUUUCAACAAUUGAAGAAAGAUUACGUUCGAACAUCGAUGAACUGCUGGAGGAGAACCUCGAAUUCUGGCUGAGGUUCAGCACGUCAGUUCAUCAAAUACAGAAGUUCCAGACUUCCAUCGAUGAUUUAGAGUCUGAGUUCUCCCUACUGAUGAAUAAAAGGAAGGAAGAAGGAGGAACAAGCUCCAAACAGCACUCACUACAAUCAGAUGCCCGGCCUAUAUACAGACACCUGAGAGAGAUCAAAACCGAACUUUCAUUAUGGUUGGAACACAAUGCAGUACUGAAAGAUGAACUGGAAGAUAGAUUCUCAUCCUUGUGUAACAUCCAAGAUGAGAUAUCAAGAAUUUCCGAUGCAAGUUCAAAACUAGAGAAGAUAGAGCUCAGUGACUACCAGGCAGCAAAGUUUCAAGGUGAGGUCCGCAAUAUGAAACAGGAGAACAACAAGGUUGUAGAAGAACUGCAAGUUGGUCUCAAUCGUGUUAAAGCUCUCAAAGUUCAAGUUGAGAAGACACUGUCAAGAAUGGAUGUGGAACUCGGAAUUUCCCCGCUGAAAAACAGCCACCCCACUAUGAAACAGGCGGCCAAUCGGGUCCGGAUUCCAUUGAGGUCUUUCUUGUUUGGUGUCAAGUUGAAACGGCAAAAGCCAUCAAUCUUUUCAUGUGUCAGUCCUGCAGUAAAUAAACACAGUAAUCUACCAGCAAGCGCAAUACCACCAUCAUAGAUCGGCAUUUUUUCUCUACCUGCUCCACGUGUGUUUUAGUUUUAUGCUGUUGAAGAUAAUAGACUCAGAUACAGAGAUUUCGAUGUUGUUCUGUCAUCUUGGUUUGUGAUCCAAGAUAAAUUUGCUUAUACAUGUCCUUUCAAAAUUAGUACUUGAUAAUUAAGCUAAAAUCAGUUCUCACUC
This is a messenger RNA of Ziziphus jujuba (common jujube), 3520 nucleotides long. Its product is annotated as protein NETWORKED 2A. Bases 431 to 3337 code for a protein of 968 amino acids. Lineage: Eukaryota; Viridiplantae; Streptophyta; Magnoliopsida; Rosales; Rhamnaceae. Gene Ontology annotation, molecular function: actin binding. The record is from RefSeq and is a predicted model, not a curated record. The transcript has 2 exons.